AUGGAAUCUGAUCAUAUGGAAACAAGACUUAAGAGGCGCUGCAGUACGGAUCAGAGUGUGACUGGAUGUUUCGCUUUCGGCUGUACAAAUCGUAGCGAGAAAGGAUUUUUGAUGAAAGUUUUUCCGAAAGAUCCUGCACGUGGAUCUUGUCAAGAAGAUGAAGAAAGUAAUAAAAGAUGGAAUGCAGGCCUAGCAAAUUCUAAAUUAAAUUUUCAUGAAGGAGUAUUGACUUUAAAUUAUAGUGGUGGGGAUAUUUGUCAUGGAAAGUAUUCACGUCAUACUAUAAUAGAAUUCAAGUGUGGUAGUGGAGAAGGAAAGCCCAUGUUUCAGUUUGAAUCUGAAGAUUGUACUUAUUAUUUUAUUUGGUCAACAUCAUUAGCUUGUGAAAACAAAAAACAUUGCAUAAUUUCAAAUGGUUCAGAGUCAUAUGAUUUAACACCAUUAAGCAAGUCAACUUAUACUGUAAAUGAUUUAACGGGUAAAAAUGAUUUAUAUUAUUUAAGUGUAUGUGAUUCAGUCAACAUAAAUGGAAUAGGUUGUCCUCCAGAUGCUGGAAUUUGCAAAAUUAAUAAAGUCAAUAAAUCAGCUACAAGUCUUGGAAUUCCAACAUCACCAAUGAUUGAUUUUGAAGGCUAUGUAACAAUACUUUAUCCAUUUGGAUCAUUGUGUGAAAAUGGGAAGAAAAAACUGACAUCAAGAAUUAAAUUUAUUUGCGAUACUUCAACAGAAAUGCUGGAUGUACAAAUAACAGAGGUUAUAGUUGGUAAUCCCGCAGCUGUCGUUCCUUUAAGCUCGCCGAUUGUACAGACACCUACUUCGACGUCACAUUCUUGUCUAAAAGGAAUGACGCGAUCGUCACGUAAUCCUUGA
Molecule: messenger RNA, 870 nt
Organism: Centruroides sculpturatus (bark scorpion)
Lineage: Eukaryota; Metazoa; Arthropoda; Arachnida; Scorpiones; Buthidae
Product: cation-independent mannose-6-phosphate receptor-like
Exons: 6
Coding region: 1-870 (289 amino acids)
Biological process (GO): lysosomal transport
Molecular function (GO): D-mannose binding; signaling receptor activity
Source: RefSeq, a predicted model, not a curated record